AUGAUUAAUGACAAUCACCAGCCAGCAAUUACUGUUCAACCUGACCUUAGGCAAAGAAAAAUAUUUCCGAAGAUUGAAUAUAAAAUUCAAGGCUUAAAUCCAGACGAGACUUAUGCGAUUAUGUUACGUAUCGAAAGAGUAGACGACAUGAGGUACAAGUUUAGUGCAGGCGACUGGUCGACAAAUGGUAAAGGAGAAUCGCAAACUACACCUCGUAGUAUUCCACAUCAUGACGGUGCUGUCGACAGCGGUAGGGCCUGGAUGAGCAAGACAGUGGCCUUUGACAGGGUCAAAGUUACUAAUAAUCAGCAGGAUAACGAUCCUUUCCAUGUAGUCCUACAAUCAAUGCACAAAUACCUUCCUGUCCUCUACAUAUACCACAUGCCAAACACAGUGAUGUAUGAUUACACGGCGUUCAUCGCGGUGACAGCCUAUCAGAAUAAUGAUGUGACACAGCUGAAGAUCUCACAUAAUCCGUUUGCGAAAGGUUUCCGCGAAGGCUCAGAAAGGGAUCGGAAACGCACAUCGGCUAGCCCUGCGUACAGUGAACCGUCGCCGAAGCGCAUCUCACCGAUGACGUCGGACGUAAAAACGAAAUGUGAACGUCAAGUCGGGAAUCCAUUCAUGCUUCCAUGGACAGCAACAGGAGAUCCGAAUUUAACGAGAAGUGGCGAACAAAUUCCUAUGCAGUGGUAUAAUUAUUACCAGAACCCUUUCUAUUCAUCGUUACCCUACUAUUGCUCCUACAUGCCAAACUGUUACUCAACGCCAACUCCAGAGUGUUAA
Messenger RNA from Angiostrongylus costaricensis, 786 nucleotides. NCBI's taxonomy places the organism in Eukaryota, Metazoa, Nematoda, Chromadorea, Rhabditida, Metastrongylidae. The record is from the annotation of a GenBank genome assembly.